Molecule: messenger RNA, 2453 nt
Organism: Ctenopharyngodon idella (grass carp)
Lineage: Eukaryota; Metazoa; Chordata; Actinopteri; Cypriniformes; Xenocyprididae
Gene: slc25a24
Product: solute carrier family 25 member 24
Exons: 10
Coding region: 265-1695 (476 amino acids)
Biological process (GO): transmembrane transport
Cellular component (GO): mitochondrial inner membrane
Molecular function (GO): ATP transmembrane transporter activity; calcium ion binding
Source: RefSeq, a predicted model, not a curated record
AGGCACCGCGGGCAAAUAACCCAGUAAUACUAGUCCCUCCUUCUUAGGCUCAGUCAGACGCCUACAUAUUAAUAAUACAGUGUUGAGUGUCAAGAGAUAGUAGCAAUAAAAGAAUGACUACGAUAGUCUGACAUAGUGGGCAAGACGUUUAGGGAGGGUCUGUUUUCUCCAGUGCCAGGCAACAUCUGUUGUUCUUCCGCAGUUUCCCUGCAAUCUUUGGAUUCCGUGCGGAAAAAAUAUACAGUAUAAAUAUCGCAGUUCAUCAUGUAUCAGCUUAUAAGGAAAUUCGUGUUCACCGAGUCGCAUUGUUUGGAGGAGGACAGCACGAAAAGUUUCGCGGAGUUGUUUGAGAAGUUGGAUGUUAAUAAAGAUGGCAAAGUGGACGUUUCUGAGCUCAAGACGGGCCUGGCUGCUAUGGGCUUUUCUAUGGGGAAAGGAGAAGCGCAGAAAAUAGUUGCCUCUGGAGACACUGAUAAGGAUGAGGGGCUGGACUUUGAGGAGUUUUCAAAAUAUCUGAAAGAACAUGAGAAAAAACUCAAAUUGACCUUUAAGAGUCUGGAUAAAAAUGAGGAUGGUCGCAUCGAUGCCAAAGAGAUUCAGCAGUCACUUAAAGACAUUGGCAUAAACUUGACAGAUCAAGAUGCAGAGAAGAUCCUCCACAGUAUUGAUGUGGAUGGAACUAUGACUGUGGAUUGGAAUGAAUGGAGGGAACAUUUCCUCUUCAACCCAGCGGAUAACCUUCAGGAAAUCAUACGCUACUGGAAACACUCCACUGUGUUGGAUAUAGGUGACAGUCUAACUAUUCCAGAUGAGUUCACUGAAGAGGAGAAGACCACUGGCGUCUGGUGGAGGCAGCUUGUUGCUGGGGCUGUGGCAGGGGCGGUCUCUCGAACAGGCACCGCCCCCCUGGACAGAAUGAAAGUCUUCAUGCAGGUUCAUUCCUCAAAAACCAACAAAAUCAGUCUGAUGGGCGGAUUUAAGCAGAUGAUUAAAGAAGGUGGCGUGGCCUCACUUUGGAGGGGUAAUGGAGUCAACGUCAUAAAAAUCGCCCCAGAAACUGCAAUCAAGUUCAUGGCGUAUGAGCAGUACAAGAAGCUGCUGACCAAAGAAGGUGGGAAAAUCCAGUCACAUGAAAGGUUAAUUGCUGGCUCUCUUGCAGGGGCGACCGCUCAAACGGCCAUCUACCCAAUGGAGGUAAUGAAGACCAGACUUACUCUAAGGAAGACCGGCCAGUAUUCUGGGAUGUUUGACUGUGCUAAGAAGAUUCUGAAGAAGGAGGGAGUGAAGGCCUUUUAUAAAGGCUAUGUGCCCAAUAUCCUGGGAAUUAUUCCGUAUGCUGGAAUAGAUUUAGCAGUUUAUGAGACCUUGAAGAACGCCUGGUUGUCUCGCUAUGCUAAAGACACUGCUAACCCAGGAGUGCUGGUUCUUGUCGGUUGUGGGACCAUUUCCAGCACAUGUGGCCAGUUGGCCAGUUACCCUCUCGCUCUGAUCCGCACACGCAUGCAGGCCCAAGCAUCAUUGGAGGGAGGGGAGCAGGUGUCCAUGUCCAAGUUAGUGAAGAAGAUCAUGGAGAAGGAGGGCUUUUUCGGGCUAUACCGCGGGAUCUUGCCCAACUUCAUGAAAGUGAUCCCAGCUGUCAGCAUCAGCUAUGUGGUGUAUGAGUAUAUGAGGUCUGGAUUAGGCAUCUCAAAAUGAUGAAUAUUCGUAUGAUAGAGUCUUGCAUGUUUUUACACGCACAACUUUAAACCUCCUCUCUUUGAAAUCACCCUCCAUGAUGGGAUAAAAUGUUUUUCUCAGUAACCAAAGUGUUUAAAAUAUCAACCUUGGAAAAAACCAUGAUGGUGUCUUGGAUUGAGGUUGGGCCCAACCUAAUUAAUGUUUACACUGAAAUAUAAAUGUACCUAUAUGUAAUUAAUGAAUAUCUGAAAUAUUCUACAAUUUUAUCCGUUUAUAUGAUUUUAUCAUGUGACCAUGUUGUGGUCAUGUAGUACCUGAAGCCAUUGUGAGCCAGUGCACUAUAAUGCUAUGCAGUAUCAGUCUCUGUUUUACACUAGAUAGAUAGAUAGAUAGAUAGAUACAUAGACAGACCGUGAAAAUCUGCCUUCUUGUAUAAAGUAAUUGUACCUUAUUAUACAGGGUAUAAUUUUUUUAAGUGAAUUAGGUUGGGCCGUAUUCAAGUCUUUAAACACUGCAGUCAGUCGGUGUUUCUAUAUGUUCUGUGAAAACUGCUAAAUAUCCACAGUAAAACAAGAAGCAGAGAAACAAUGCAAAAUGGGAACCCACAUGACAUAAAGAGCUAAAUGUGCCUUAUAUCAUUGGUUCAGUUUCUCUGUGGGUCCCUUUCCAUCUCAGCUAUACAUUGGAAAUAGAAUUUUAAUUUGUGUUGCCUUUUAUCCCCAAUGUUUGGAUAUUUCAGGAACCCUUGUUUAUAUUAAAGGUGGUAUUUUAAUACA